Phialemonium atrogriseum is the source of this 4002-nucleotide messenger RNA. RefSeq names its product vegetative incompatibility protein HET-E-1. Gene Ontology annotation, molecular function: protein binding. Bases 101 to 3748 code for a protein of 1215 amino acids. The transcript has 2 exons. The record is from RefSeq and is a predicted model, not a curated record. Lineage: Eukaryota; Fungi; Ascomycota; Sordariomycetes; Cephalothecales; Cephalothecaceae.
CACGUGUUGUAGGGCAGAGCCUUGAUAUUCGUUCACAGUGUGGUGCCCGGUGCCCUUUGCAAAAAUUAGCGAGAGAGGGCCCUGGAGUUGGCAGGACGCCAUGUCGGUGCAUGUCGGCAGACUCGACGCCAGCGGGAACUCGAGAGUUCACAUUGGAAACACAUCCUACCAGGCGGAAGACCGCUGCCUGGCUGACCUCCGACCGAGUGACCCACGCCACGACAAAAUACGCAUCGAAGAGGCCAAGGGCGGCCUGCUGAAGGAUUCGUACCGCUGGAUCCUCGACAACGACGACUUCCGACAAUGGCGCGACCAUGAUCACAGUCGACUGCUCUGGAUCAAGGGCGACCCGGGCAAGGGCAAAACCAUGCUUCUCUGUGGGAUCAUUGACGAGCUGAAACCUUCGACGAAACUGGCAGACAAGGAUUCCGGCAAGCUGCUGUCCUACUUCUUCUGCCAGGCCACCGACUCCCGCAUCAACAACGCUACCGCUGUGCUGCGCGGUCUGAUGUACCUCCUCAUCGAUCAGCAACCGUCGCUCAUCUCGCACCUGCGGAAAGCUUACGACCACUCGGGGAAACAGCUGUUUGAGGAUGCGAAUGCAUGGGUUGCCUUGUCGGAGAUGUUCAAGAUUAUGCUAGCGGACUCGCAACUGGGGGAUACAACCCUGAUCGUCGACGCUCUCGACGAGUGCGACACGGGCCUGCCGAAGCUCUUGGAUUUUAUCGCCCAGAAUUCGGGUUCGCCUGGCGUCAGAUGGCUCGUCUCUAGUCGUAACAAGCCUGAAAUCGAGAGCAAGCUUCGGGCUGAUUUGUCGCGGGCGAGGCUCAGUCUUGAGCUCAAGCAGAAUGCGGAUUGCGUAUCCCAUGCCGUCGACGUAUAUAUCGAGCAUAGUGUCCUCGAACUACCCUCAACACAAGGCGACGAGGUCGUCCAAGCACGGGUGAGGGACGCAAUGCGGCGAAAAGCCAACGGCACAUUCCUCUGGGUAUCCCUUGUCGUCAAGGAGCUCGAGGAUGCCGAGCGGUGGGAGGUGGAGGGCAUCGUUGACAAAAUGCCGACUAGCCUUAAGGAAAUAUACCAUCGAAUGUUUGGACAGAUCCAACGUCGGGAGCGAAGAAACCCAGAGCACUGCCAACGCUUGCUUUCCACGGCUGCUACAGCAUAUCGCCCGCUGAGCCUCGACGAGUUGGGUGUCCUUUCCGAUUUACCAGAGGACAUCUCAAGGGAUCCCAAGUCUGUCGAGAGCAUCGCGCGCCUGUGCGGGUCCUUCCUCACCAUCCAGGACGGCGUUGUUUACAUCAUCCACCAGACGGCGAAGGACUUCCUGUCAACAGAUAUGAGACUCGGCAUCGCACAUCAGACCAUUUUUUCGAGGUCACUCAAGGUUAUGUUCAGGACACUCCGACCCGACAUGUAUGGCUUAGUCGCCCCCGGAUCUUCCAUUGAUGCUGUCCAGAGACCCGACAUAGACCCCUUAGCCGCGGCACGCUACUCAUGCGUCUCCUGGGUCUACCAUUUGGUUCAUUCACCCGCGCAGGGAAACCACACAGAUGUGUAUGCGUUCUUAAGCCGGUGUUGUCUUUAUUGGAUUGAGGCGCUCAGCCUCCUCAGGAGCAUUUCAGAUGGAGUACUUUCCUUGGCAAAGCUCGAGGAAUUCUGUCGGGAGGGAGAAACUGAGUUGGUCGACCUAGUUCGAGACACACGCCGAUUUAUUCAACACUUCAAAUACGCGAUAGAGGAUGCUCCUCUUCAGGUAUACGCUUCGGGCCUUGUCUUCAGCCCGGCUCGCAGCAUAGUCAGAGGGUUGUUUGCACGAGACGAACCGAAAUGGAUCGGACUCAAGCCAGUCGUGGAAGCGGACUGGAGUGCAUGCUUAUGGACCCUCGAGGGCCAUGCUGGCCGCGUUGAUGCUGUGGCGUUUUCGCCCGACGGCUCACUACUUGCAUCAGCAUCGGCUGAUAGUACAAUCAAGACCUGGAACCCGAAGACAGGCGCGUGCCAGUCGACCUUUAGAAGCUGUCGACUCAUCCAGUGGGUAGCAUUUUCGCCCGACGGCUCUCUAAUUGCUUCUGCUACAGGAGAAGUGGACCCUGGCGUCAUGGUCUGGGACGCCGCAACAGGCGAGUGCCAGUUGACCCUCCGCGGCAACUGUGAGUCUCUCGAAUCGGUGAUAUUCUCGCCUGAUGGUCUACUCCUUGCAUCUGCAUCGAAGGAUGGCACUGUUAGGCUCUGGGAUUUGAUGGGCACCUGCCAAGCGACCCUCCUUCACCACGUGUCCAUGUUCGCCAUCCGUCAUGAUGACUGUCCCUGUUCAGUGUAUUUCUCAGCUGACAGCGCAUUGCUCGCAUCCGUGUCGCGUAGCGGCACUGUCAAGGUGUGGGACGCAAAUCACACAUGCCAAUCGACCUUUCAACACCAUGGGCCAACCCGAGCCGAGUUGACAGUGCUCUCAGCUAGCCUCCAGCUUUGUGUGUUCGUAGCAGGUGGCAAUUUGGAGAUCUGGAACACCGCAACACGAACCCGACUGUCAACCCUUGAGCAUUGCAGGCCCAGGUCAGCGGUGUUCUCGCCUAGCGACCAGUUGCUCGCAUUAGGGAACUUGGACGGGAUAAUCACGAUCUGGGAUAUUGUGUCAGGCACAUCCCUGGCAACGUUUGUGGGCCAUCGCGGCUCCAUUACGUCCAUGGCAUUCUCCCCAGACAACUCACUGCUCGCUUCGGCGUCUGACGAUGAAACUGUUAAAAUAUGGGAUGCUACGAGUUCCCAGUCAACCUUGGAGAACCAGAGCGCCUAUGUUACCUCCAUAAUCUUCUCGUCUACUGGCCCCCUGCUACUCACAGUGACAGCAAAUAAUCAUAAUGAUUAUACCAUUAAGAUUUGGGAUCCUACGACAGGCAACUGCCAAUCAACUCAGGACCACCUGUUUGACUUUCCAAUAAUAAAGCUCUCGCCGGACGGCUCAAUGCUCGCCUGGUCACUACGCAAAGGCACCAUGGAAAUCUGGAACACUGCAACGGAAACACGGCGUUCGGUGUUCAAGCUUGAUGGGUCCCGAAUCACAUCAGUAGCAUUCUCACCUGACGGCAAACUGCUGGCAUUAGCAUCGUGGGACAUGACAGUCAAAAUCUGGGACGUCGCCUCAGGCACGUGCCGGGCAAUUCUUACCGGUCUCAAAGGGUGUGACGUUUCGGUGGCAUUCUCGUCCGACGGCACAUUGCUUGCCACGGUGACUUUUCGUACUAGCCUCAUGGUCUGGGAUCUUCAGACUGGGGAGUUCCUAUCAGAGCUUCACUCUGGCAGGUUUGGGUUCGAAGCAGCUGUAUUCUUGUCUAGUCCGCUACUCGCGUCGGUGGCGGACAGGGGGGCUAUUGAGAUCUGGGAUACCAGCACUGGAAGGUGCCUCCAGGUCAUCGAGACUGGGAAGAAUAUAGAACUGCUCUCCUUCGAUCCGGCCACCUCGUGCCUCUAUACUAAUUUCGGCGCCAUUCGACUAGAUCUGUCGUGUUUGGACAGUGGCAUGGCGGUAACGACUCUGGACCGAACGCCGUCUGACCCAGCCCGGCGCGUGGGUUACGGCAUCAGCUUUGAUCGCGCAUGGAUAAUGUGGAAUUCACAGAGGAUCCUCUGGCUCCCGACGGAAUAUCGACCGUGGAAAUCGGCUAUAGAGGGAUCGACUGUGGUUCUUGGCUGUCAGUCGGGACGCGUCUUGAUACUGAGGUUUUCGGAAGGCGGGCCGGGGUCUUGAAGAGUGUGCGCGAGGAAGGGAGAGCGCCAUUGGUUGUCCGCAUCUAUUUUCUUUCUACGGGUUGUGUUGCUAGUUCGAGGAGGCGGCAAUCGGUGUACCAGAAUUAACAUGGUAGAUAAGGGGGUUGGGCAGAACACAUGUGGUUAGGCUGAACAAGACACCCAGGGAUUCUCCUACGCUAAGCGGGUUGGUCCUGCGAACACAGUGCCCCGGGGUUAGCUCGUCACCCGCUCAGACCAUAUCAACGGAACGUC